GCCACUCCCGAGGUUCAUUGUUUGUGACUCAGACUUCCAAGAGCAAAAAAGACAGACAGCAGGAGCGGAUUACACAGCGGAUAAGCUAUGAACAGCGACGGCGAAGCCUCAUCACUGCAGAUGCCCCUGCCCCAGAUGACGGUGCAGGGCAUCCUCGCAGGGGAAGCUCUACAAUCACCCGACCCUGCGCCUCUUUCGGUGGCGGAGGCGGUGUCCAACACGGACUUCUACAUCGGAGUGGGCCUGGCCAUUUCCUCCUGCUUCUUCAUCGGCUCCAGCUUCAUCAUCAAGAAAAAGGCCCUCAUCCGGCUGAGCAGAUACGGCGAGGUUCGGGCUUCGGCCGGAGGAUUCGGAUACCUAAGGGAGUGGAUCUGGUGGGCGGGCCUUUUAACGAUGGGUGUGGGAGAAGCGGCCAACUUUGCGGCCUAUGCCUUUGCGCCGGCCUCUUUGGUGACCCCAUUGGGUGCCUUGAGUGUGAUCAUCUCCGCCGUGAUGGCCUCCAGAUUCCUCAACGAGAAGCUGAAUCUGCUGGGCAAGAUAGGCUGCUUCCUGUGCAUACUGGGCUCCACGAUCAUUGUGAUCCACUCGCCCAAGGAGAAGGAGAUCGAGGAUCUGCAACUGCUGUUCGACAUGCUCUUGGAUCCGGUGUUCAUCCUGUACAUGAUCUGCAUCAUUGGCUCCACGGUGUUUGUGGCCUGCUUUAUUGCCCCGCGCCAUGGACACACCAAUGUGGUGGUCUAUAUCUUCCUGUGCUCGGGCAUUGGAUCGCUGACUGUGAUGUCGUGCAAGGCCUUGGGUCUGGCCAUUCGGCAGACGCUAAACAAUGGGGGCAACGUGUUCCUCACCUGGAUGCCUUGGUUCCUGAUCCUGGUCACCGUCACGUUCAUAGCCAUCCAGAUGAACUACCUGAACAAGGCGCUGGAUAUAUUCAACACCAGCAUAGUGACGCCAGUUUAUUAUGUGAUGUUUACCACCUUGGUGAUUGCUGCCUCUGCCAUCCUGUUCAAGGAGUUCACCCACAUGCGAUUCGACGACAUCCUGGGCGAUGUGUGUGGCUUCCUCAUCGUCAUAACCGCCGUCUUCCUGCUCAACGCCUUCAGGGACAUUGAUAUAUCGCUGAACGAUGUGAGGGGUCUGAUGCGGCCCAAAAUGCAGCGGGUGUCGCAGUUUGACGAGGAGGUUCUGGUCACCAGCAACUCCAAGGAGCGACGUCUGUCCUACGGAUCCGGGGACGUCUACCGGAAGGCCUGACGCAAGCAGCGCUACCAGGUCUAGUUGCAUCCCCCGCAGCGAACGGCCUGAAGAGGAGCUUCUCGCUCCGCAGACGAAGCAAUGGUCCAAAUAUCUGUGCAUAUCACUUGCCCACACACACAUCUCAUCCCCAUCGUUGUUCCUUCGAUCUUGUUAUCCACACAUUCGCUAGCUUAAGAUCUUAGCUUUAGGUUGAAACUAUAUUACAGACGAUUUACUAAACAAAAA
Drosophila elegans is the source of this 1479-nucleotide messenger RNA. It is a transcript of the gene spict, whose product is annotated as magnesium transporter NIPA2. Gene Ontology annotation, biological process: magnesium ion transport. Lineage: Eukaryota; Metazoa; Arthropoda; Insecta; Diptera; Drosophilidae. The coding region runs from base 88 to 1251 and encodes 387 amino acids. Gene Ontology annotation, cellular component: membrane. Gene Ontology annotation, molecular function: magnesium ion transmembrane transporter activity. The record is from RefSeq and is a predicted model, not a curated record. The transcript is spliced from 2 exons.